AUGAGGGGACGAGGACGGGAGACCUAUGACGAUGGAGGGAUAGAUAGUGAUAAUGGAAAAGGAGCUCAACAAGACAACAUCGCUAGCAGCGGCAUCGGCCCAAACCAAGGCAUCGCCGAUAUCUUGUGCACGCAGUAUCCCGAGCACAAGAAUAUCUCGAUCGGUGACCCCGAGACGGGUUAUUUGUUCAAGAAGGAUGCAAAUGGCAGGAUUGUCAAGAUCUCGAACUUUCCCGGCAUGUCGCGUAUUUCGGGGCAGAAGGCGGUGGAGGCGACUGGGAAGGAAUGGAUCAGCUUUCCCCAGAGUAUUUUGGAUACAGCCAAGGCCUUGGAAAGCUUAAAUGGGGGGGCUACAUGGCUUAGCGAUGGGACUGCAAAUGCAGAUAUAGACCAUUAUCAAAUUCAAGACCUCAAUGAGGAACUAUAA
This is a messenger RNA of Pseudogymnoascus destructans, 426 nucleotides long. RefSeq lists its product as uncharacterized. The transcript has a single exon. Bases 1 to 426 code for a protein of 141 amino acids. Lineage: Eukaryota; Fungi; Ascomycota; Leotiomycetes; Thelebolales; Thelebolaceae. The record is from RefSeq and is a predicted model, not a curated record.